CUAAUGGUCCUGCUAAUGUUCUUUGAUUCGGCACAUCCUCAGGUAAAUCCAGGCGUGUGCCGCUAUCCUCUGGGAAUGGCGGGAGGACAGAUCCAGGAUGAGGACAUCUCUGCCUCCAGUCAGUGGUCAGAGUCCACAGCAGCUAGAUAUGGCAGGCUUGACUUUGACGAUGGUGACGGGGCGUGGUGUCCAGAUGUGAUGGCAGAGCAUGAGGCCCUGAAGGAGUUCCUGCAGAUCGACCUGCGCACAGUGCACUUCGUCACGCUCGUGGGCACCCAGGGUCGCCAUGCUGACGGCGUGGGCAAUGAGUUUGCCCAACGCUACCGCAUUAAAUACAGCCGCGAUGGCAGCCGCUGGGUCUCCUGGCGAGAUCGAAAAGGGAGGCAGAUCAUUGAGGGGAACAGGAACGCUUAUGAUGUGGUGCUGAAGGACUUGGAGCCCCCCAUCAUCGCUCGCUAUGUCCGCUUCAUGCCCGUCACGGACCACUCUAUGAUUGUGUGCAUGAGGGUGGAGUUGUACGGCUGCGAAUGGCUAGAUGGUCUUGUGUCCUACAGUGGUCCGAAUGGACAGCAGAUGACCCUGAGAGGCCAGCGAGUUGACCUGAAUGACUCAGUGUAUGAUGGUGCCAUGGGUUACAGUCUGACGGAAGGUCUUGGUCAGCUGACCGAUGGAGCCUGGGGUCUGGAUGACUUCACUCAGAGCCAAGUUUAUGGUGUGUGGCCAGGAUAUGACUAUGUGGGCUGGACAAAUGCCAGUUUCACUAAUGGAUAUGUGGAGAUGACCUUUGAGUUUGACCGUGUGAGAAACUUCUCCUCAAUGAAGGUUCACUGCAACAACAUGUACACCUGGGGUGUGAGAAUUUUCCGGCAAGCAAUAUGCUACUUCCGCUCAGAGUCAGACUGGGAGCCCGAUCCCGUGUCAUUCCGACCCAGAGUGGACAGGAUCAGCCCUAGCGCUCGCUUUGUCACUGUUGCCCUUGGCAACCACAUGGCUAGUGCCAUUAGGUGCCGCUUUGCUUUCAGCGAUGCCUGGAUGAUGUUCAGUGAAAUCGCCUUUCAGUCAGAUACAGCAGUAUAUAACACCUCUUUGGUUCCUCGUAAGCGAGGCCACACAACAGGCAUUCAGCCAGGAGAUGAUCCAACACAUAAAGUAGAUGACAGCAACACCAGGAUUCUGAUUGGCUGUUUGGUUGCCAUCAUUGUCAUUCUGCUGGCCAUCAUUAUCAUCAUCCUGUGGCGUCAGGUUUGGCAGAAGAUGCUCGAGAAGGCCUCUCGCCGUAUACUAGACGAUGAGCUGACUGCACGCUUGUCGGCCCAAAGAGAGGCUUUCUCCUAUCGCCGCUCCUCUCUGUCCAGUGAGGUUGAAUCCAGUUCUACGUAUGAGAGAAUCUUCCCCCUUGGAUCUGAUUAUCAAGAGCCAUCUCAUCUGAUAAGGAAAUUACCUGAGUUUGCUUUGUCUACAGAGGAUACUGAAAUGUCAACAUCAAGCUCACCCCAAAAAAGUUCUACUGAUGAUGCGCCACACUAUGCAGAAGCAAACAUAGUGAGCGAGAAGAACACUGCUGGUGGAAGCACCAGUUACUCUAUGGCUGCUGUGUGCCUGACCGUCCCUCCAGGGAGGGAGGGGGCCCUGGAGGAGUUCCCCAGGGACCAGCUCACCUUCAAGGAGAAGCUGGGAGAGGGCCAGUUUGGGGAGGUUCAUCUGUGUGAGGCAGAGGGUAUGCAGCAUUUCUUAAAGGAAGACUUUGGGGGCAAUGGGGACAAACCUAUCUUAGUGGCGGUGAAGACCCUGAGAGAGGAUGCCAACAAAAAUGCCAGGAAUGACUUCUUGAAGGAGAUCAGGAUCAUGUCUCGACUGAGGGACCCCAACAUCAUCCGUUUGUUGGCUGUGUGUGUGGAGAGCGACCCCCUCUGCAUGAUCACAGAGUACAUGGAGAACGGAGAUCUCAAUCAGUAUCUCUCUCGGCAUGAGCUUCAGUCUGAGUCCUCCACAUCCAAUGAAGCACCCACCAUAAGCUAUAGCACUUUGUGUAGUAUGGCCACUCAGAUCACCUCUGGCAUGAAGUAUCUGUCUUCGCUCAACUUUGUUCACCGGGACCUAGCCACGCGCAACUGCCUAGUUGGCGAGAAUGACACCAUCAAGAUUGCUGACUUUGGCAUGAGCAGGAACCUCUACAGAGGGGACUACUAUCGCGUGCAGGGACGAGCAGUGCUCCCUAUUCGCUGGAUGUCCUGGGAGAGCAUUCUACUGGGUAAGUUCACCAUGGCAAGUGAUGUGUGGGCCUUCGGGGUGACACUGUGGGAGACUCUAACCCUCUGCAAAGAACAGCCCUAUUCCAACCUGUCAGAUGAACAGGUGAUCGAGAACACAGGGGAAUUUUUCAGGGACCAAAAUAAGCAGGUGUAUUUGGCCAAGCCAGCCUGCUGCCCUGACCCAGUUUACCAGCUCAUGCUGAACUGCUGGCGCAGGAAUGCUAAAGAGAGGCCCAACUUCACAGAGAUUCACAGCACCCUACUGGCAUGUCAGGAGUAGGGAGAGAGGACCGUCAGAUUCUGUCUGUCACAUAUCUAAUUUGAGAGCACAAACAGAUUAUUGAUAACUGCAAAUACAAAAUAAAUGGUUGCAUUGCCAAACGUGAAAUGUCAAGGAAAGGACAAGGAAGUGCAUGCACAGAUUCUGCUAAUGUCACACUUCUGGUAACUCUGUAAGUUUGUAGUGGAUGUACAUUGUUGUUUAUAUGAAGAUACCCUAUAUGCAGAACAUUAUUUUGAUGAUAGUAAAAACAUAUUAUUUAAACAUGUAAAUAUGCAAAUGUAUCAUUUCAAUUUAAAUAAAAAAAUAUUAGAGUUUGUGGUUGAAGCAGCGAUUGUCUUUUGUCUUCAUCUUUUCUGCUGUGUGACACAUAUACUCGGUAAGAGAGACAGUCAGAGCAAGUAAGAGUCUUAUUUGCAAUCUUCUUAUUUACAGGAAAUGUACAAUGAUAUACUCCC
Molecule: messenger RNA, 2990 nt
Organism: Clupea harengus (Atlantic herring)
Lineage: Eukaryota; Metazoa; Chordata; Actinopteri; Clupeiformes; Clupeidae
Gene: ddr2b
Product: discoidin domain receptor tyrosine kinase 2b
Exons: 16
Coding region: 4-2532 (842 amino acids)
Biological process (GO): positive regulation of kinase activity; multicellular organism development; positive regulation of neuron projection development
Cellular component (GO): signaling receptor complex; plasma membrane
Molecular function (GO): protein tyrosine kinase collagen receptor activity; ATP binding; collagen binding
Source: RefSeq, a predicted model, not a curated record